Cladocopium goreaui is the source of this 7315-nucleotide messenger RNA. The record is from the annotation of a GenBank genome assembly. Lineage: Eukaryota; Dinophyceae; Suessiales; Symbiodiniaceae.
GAGCCUCCUAUCAUGGAAUCAUGGGCAAGGGCGGUGAGUGUGGUGAGUUCUUCCCAAGAGAGCAUUGAUCAGCUGACUGAAUCACAUGUCAGCGUCAGCGACUCAGAAGAGAUGGCCCAGGGCUGUGCAUUCUGGUCGCCCAUGCUCAAGAGGCACACAGGGGAGCUGACAGUUCCCCAGCGCACCAGCCCAAUCUCCUUGAUCAGUGGCUGCACGGGAAGCUGUGCAGAGGGCGCUGUGUUGAAGGAGGACCUGUUCGAAAUGUUGGAGAAAGUUGAGCCUGUCAAUGCAGUCAUGGAGCAAACGGAAGGGUUUGAGAAACCACUAGAAGUUCACUCUGAUGAGACACCGCUUUCCAGGUUUUUGCAGGGUUUGGAACGCUUGAAGCUGAGACAUGGUUACUACGUGGUCGUCUUGAAACUUGACAUGAAGCUGUGGCUUCGAAUUUUGCGCCCGAGGUUCCUACAGUAUGUUGCCAAAUUGAUAGAAUCCAAGGAAUACAAGGGUUUGGUCAUCACGAAAAGGUACUGCAGUUUCGAAGCAGCUGUUCCGAAACCACUUCCAGUUCAGGAUGGCACGGGUUUAGAAGCUUGGUCUGCUAUCCGGAAACGGCAUGGAUCGUCUCAAGCACAGGCAGAUGCCAGCGAAGUUGAUGGGUUGCCUUUGGUGGAUAUUGGUGAACAAGACGCGAAGCAUGAAGCGCAAGUAGAUGAAAACAUGUCAUGGGCUGAUUUGAACAGGGCCACCAAAAGGAAAGCGGCAUUGUACAUUUCUUGUGGGCCAGGGCCAUUGAUAGCCAUGUUGCAGUGGGUCCUCUACCCCAUCCAGAGAGUUCGAAAGUUGAGAAAGGGAAAGGCUUUGAACAAGGGUCGGGGAGGACAUGGAGGCACCUGGCGUGCUUUUCUUCACAAGAAAUACACAGGAACUACAACUGCUGGCGAAAAGAGCCAAUUUGACUUUAGUAGGUCUAGUGCUGAAUAUCAAGCUAUCAAACGUCAAAAAGGUGAAGAAUGGCAAGCGUUGGUUUCUUUGGGGCAACUGACCACCGAAGCCGGCCGUAGAAGAAUUGAUGCAUUCGAGCCCCACAGACAUGCAUUGAACACUUUGAGGGAUGAGUCACGCAACGCUCUUUCAGUUUCUACACCAGGGGCCGCAUCGCAGCAAGUGGAUGAGCUGGGCGCUUUGGUCAAAGCAGCCCAGAAGCAGUGGAGGUUUGAUUCCGCUGUCAGCAGAAAACAAGAUGAAGGCAAGGUCAGAGAAGUACAGGCCAGCAUGCUUUCCAGUGCCAGCAAAACCAACUCAGACAUUUCUCAUGCCUGGGGCAUUGAAACUGGUGACCAAAGUUGUACAUUGCUUUCACCUGGGUCAGGGAAACUUCCUGAUGUCAUUACAUUGCAAGUACCGGCAGCACGUGCGGUAGAGGAUUGUGGUUCACUGGAAGGAAAUUUUCAAGCCCACGUCUUCUUGCUUCAGUGGAUUUGGACAGGGUCUCCUUGGGGCUUUGGACAAGCAGUGGGAACAGCGCUGCUCUAUGUGAGUUUCCUGCAGUGGAAGAUGUUUCGUCCAGCAGUGCCGUUGGUUCUCAGCAGAAUGGGUGGUUUGCUGCAGUCUGCCGAAAAGCUCAAGAAUUUCAGUGUCAGGAUGAAAUCCAAGGCAGGAGCCACAGCAGACCCUCCUCCCUCAAAGGAAGUUGCCAAACAUCCGGCACCAGUGGCUGCCAGAGCCAAAGCAGAGCCUUCGUCGUCUUCCUCUGGUCUCAGUCCUCCGGUCUUAGCCAAAGCAUCCAUGCCCAAAAAGGUUCUUGCUGCAAAGGUGAGAACUGGAACUGAGAUUAAGUUUGACUUGAUCUAUCUGAACUUUUUCCGGAAAGACAAGUACGAACAGGCCGAUGUGGCAAGGUUCAGAGAGAUUGCACAGGUGAUCAUUGAUCGGCAAACGAGAUUUGGCCCAGCUGCUUUGAAGGAGGUGCUGGCCCAGAAAGGUACCCCACUUUUCAAAGAGAUCUCAGCAGAUUUCAAGAAAGUGGAUGUGGAUGUGUUUUGGCACCCUCCAUCCCACCCACAGCUGUCCUACCCAGGUCCUAGGUUAGUUCACCCCAAAGAGAUGUUGUGGCUUCAGGGCCACAAUCCACAUUCGACGAACUUCCCUUCGAACAUGAAAGUGGAGCAGAUUAGAAAGCUCGCAGGGGAGGGUAUGGCCUUGCCCUGUCUUGGGGUGUGCAUUUGGGCACAGCCUGCCCUAAGAAUGUUACUUGCCCAGGCGAAAAAGAAACCCACGGUCCAUGCCAAGCAGAAGGCGGCUGUUAAGUCAGCUCCUGUGAAAAAGGAAGCUUCCGCCGCAGUGAAAUCUGAGCCGGGGGUAGCAGAGCUUUCCACAACAGCUUCAGUGCCGCCAGCAGCGGCCAAGGCAAAUGCCAAGGCCAAGGCCAAAGCUGGCAAAGCCUCCAAAGGAGGAACGUCCGGGAAAGGGAAGGUUCCGGUGAAGAAGGAGAAUUUGAAGAGCAAGAGGGGAAGUCCUCCUUCUUGGUCACCUUGCCCUGUUUGCUUGCGAAAACCGGAGGAGGCCCGGUGGGGUUCUCAAGACUCUCGCGGCCGUCCAAUUGGGUCUGGCUGCUUCGACUGUUUGAGUACUACUACAGAAGGGUUUCCCAAGCUUACGUUCCAGGAAGUGUCAACCAUGUACCAUGAUGCUCAGAAAUUCCCGGGCUUCAAGGAGGGCUUUGAUGGAGCUCGAACAAUCAAGAUGCAAAUCAAUGCCGGUGAGGCCCCCAAUGUUUUCUCACCACCAACUGAUGUUGGUCACCGCCAGAUCCGGGCUGUGACUGCUUCUCAAGAAUACGGGUUUGUUACCGAAGCUGAUUUGACCAGGCUGUUUCGUGUUGGAUCUUCAGCCUUGAAAAUGGGCAAGGGAGUUCGUAUCCAGAUUGAAGAUGGUUCCUAUCUUUCUGGCUGGCUUUUGAAGUUGCGGGGGAUGCCAGCUAGUGAACUGGCCUCUCUACGAAAGGUUCGGUUAGAAGUCCGCCAGGAGGUUGAAUUGACAGAGUCCCUCCUAGCAGCAGGGAAUCAGAUUCGCAAGGAGCAGCCACAGGAGCUUUUUGACCUUGCAGCAGAGAAGCAGGAGGCACGUGCUUCUGGAGGAGCUCUUUCCACCAAGUCCCUUCAAAAGCUACAUACUCUGGAGUCGUUGCAAGAGAGGGCAACAGCAGUCCUUCAGGACCGUGACAUGCAGGUUCAGGACCUGGACGAUGAUGAUGGCUUUGGUGGGGAGGAAUGCAAGGAGGAAGAGAAUGAGGAGAACGACCCCUUAGUCGAUCCUAGUGAUGUCUCUGUCUCAGUCUUUCAGCCCGCUCCUGCUCUCGCCCUUGGUUCUUUGGGGGAGGUUGCGGCCCCCAAGAAAACCAUUCGCAAGAGGAAGCAAGCGAGUGAGGUGGAGGACUUAGACGCAGAGGACGCCUUGAACAUUGAUGGGCAAGCAGCAUCACCAGACCAAGCUGAUCCCCAGAUCAUGGCAGUCAAGCGAUUGAGGCUGCUGGUGAAAGAUCUCGGCUGCGUGCCACCAUGUUUUUGGGGUCUGGUGCCUGAGCGCAUUCUCGCGGGCGAAAAGAAUGGACACCAGCUUCGAGGGGCAAGAGUGCUAGCAAAGAGUUUGGAGGACGACGGCAAGAAGGAGUCAAGUCGUUUGAAUCAGCAGAUCGCAAUCGCCGAGCACUGUGGUGCAUUGCUGGGUGGAGCGAUUCUCAAGAGGAUGCCCCGGCAUGAACUUGCAGCUCAUCUUCAAGCCAUCAAAGAGGAUGAGAUCAAACUCCCACUUAGCAUCCGGUGCAAGCUACUUCUGCGCAGAACGAAUGAUUUGGCUCUUGAUCUCACCACCUCCAGCCCCGAAAACAGUGAGAAGGCAGCCCACAUGCUUGCUCGUGUUUUGCGUGCAUGGGCAAGUCCAGAUCAGGAGUGUGACGAUACCCAGGUUCAAUUCAACAAUGUUUGGGCAGCGGAAGUGGCAAGUGUCAACAACCAGGUCAUGAAGGGCGACAUUAGUGAAGCUCAGAAAGAGGAAGAGUUGGAGAAGAUUGCCGGGGACCGUUUGGGGUUGGGAGGGGACUUGGCCUCUUGCUUGGAGAAAGCCUUUGGGUGUGAUGCCUUGCUGGCGCUGCUGACCCAUGUGAAGGAGCAUCGUCAGAAGCUCAUCCUCCUGAUGAGCACACUGAUCGCCGCAAUUGAUGCUCCUGACUGCACAGAUGUGAUGGAUGACUUCCCAUCCAAUUUCAAGGAUGAAGUUGAGCGCAUGCAGAAGGUGUGCCUGGCCAUCACCUGCUUGGCUUCGCCAAUUCCGGGAUUUCUGGAUUCAAGCCCGGCUGAUGUUGAAUGGGUUCUCAAGUACAAAGGUGACAAUUCGAUGGUCACUUACGUGCGAGAUGCCUUCAAAGAUUCAGAGGCUUGGACCAAACUCAAUGAUGAGCUCCUUGCAAAGCAUUCUUCAGCUUUGCUCGUCUGGCAAAAGGUUCAAGACUGCGUCCUGGCUCUGAAGAAGAGGCCUGUGGAGAAGGAGGUCAUCAUGAUGGCCAGUGAGAAUCUCUCGAGUUGGAAGAAGGCAACAAGAGUCGGUAGCCUCGACGGGCUUGAGUCGGAGCUUUGUAGUCAGCUCACCAAACUUCAAAGCAAAGUUGGCCAAGAUCUUUUGCUCAAGGAUUUGAAAACCCUCCUCGACAAGCUUUUGCAGCAAUGCAAGACAGUUUCUGGAUUGCAAGGAGAUGACAAGGAGAAGUUCGGGGCCGCGGUUUUCUGGCACUUCAGACCUUUGAUUUUCAAGCUCAGGGCAAGCGAGAUCCCAGUUGACGUUACGGCGUGGUACAAGAAGCUUGUCCUUCUGAUCGGGUACAUGGCGGAUGGAGAGGUGAAGACAUCGUUGCUGAGCCAAGUUGAAGCUUUCAAGCUUUGCAUGGAUGUUUUGAAGGGCAUUGGCGAGAUGGAAGCUGGCCCUGCGACCGACUUUGGCCUCCUCGAACAGCGUUUGGAGCGAGUGCUGAUCGCGCUCCGCAAAUUGAGCAGGCAGACCACACAGGUCUCCAAAGACAUCCAGAAGAUUAAGGAUGACUAUGUUACCUUGACUGCUGGUGUCUUCCCUGUGGGACUGAACAUGGUGGACAUCAGCCUCGAGAACCUGCUGAUGUCUGUGUCCGAGAAUGAGCCUUUGACCAAGAUUGUCACUUCGGUCGUGUCCAAUCAUCUCAUUGACUUGGACAAAGUCGCUCAGACUUUUGGCAAGGUGACCCAGAAUCAGCACACAGCAGAUGGCAGUUGGAAGAAGGACCUCAAAGAAGGAAUGACUCUCCAAGCUCUCUUGGAGUUUGCCCAGGAGAAACUUUCAAAGAUUCCCGAUGCUGGCGAAAUCGAACCUUCCAAGAAUCAGUACGACCAGGCGAUCCGGAAAGCGAAGUCUUUUGCGAACAAAGUGUUGGGAAGCUUUGAGGUCAAGGGCCUCACAGAGAGAAUCAAGGCAGCUACUGAGGACUACAACAGGGGCGCUGCUUUCUACACUGAAGGUCUCAUCGAGGCUGAUGCAGCUGAAAAUGAAGAGGCCGAUGGCGAUCCCAUCCUGCAGGAGGUUGAAGCUUUUCUUGCAGAACAUGACUCACUGUCUGGCAAGGGCAAAGGACGUGGAUCUGGCUCUGCAAAGUCAGCUGAUACAGGUGCGGCUCUGGUGGAACCUUUUCGUGAAGAUUUUGUUGCUGCUGUGAGCAUUUGUCCAUCAACUGAUCUGACCAGCAGUGCCCUAAUGCUGCUUCGUCAACGACGAGCUGAACGUUCCAAAGUCCUUCCUGAUGCCAAAGUAUGUCCUGAUGAUGGUGAUCCUCUUUCAAAUGCCUUGACCAUGUCCCCUGUGUCUCCCGAGGCCGAUGCCGCUGAUGAGUUUGAAGAAGUCAUGAUGAACCAGAGUGCUCUGCCUGCCUCGUCAGAGGUCCCAUCCGACUGCAGUGAUGCGAACGGUGAGAUAGCGGUCGAGCCUGAAAAGAUGAUCACCACUGAGGCCUUGCCUGUGCACUGCGUGCGCCAAUUAGAGUCUCAGGAAGUUCUUGCCGCAAAGCCUGAUUUGUCUUCCGAGAAGACGGAUGCCGAGCUUCUCAAAGUGUUGGACAAAGUGCACCGCAAUCUAGCUCCAUCAGCGUCAGCCCAGAGUUCAAAUGUGGUUGAGCCACCAGUGCCCAGCACCAUCAGUGAAGCAUCUGUUCCAGCUCAGCCCGAACCCAGUGCCAGUGAAAUGCCUGAUAAAUCACCACAGGAGGAUGAAAAUGAAAUAGCUGAACAAUCAUCCAGUGCUAGCGCUGAUUCUAGCUAUGGUCCUCUUCGAAGGGUUCGAUUGAAAGCUGGCCCACCGGCACUGUAUCGGCCACCGUCCAUGAAGGAAGCCGAUUUUGCUGAGAUCAUGCGUGAAAUUGUGCCCAAGUUGGUAGAACGUGCUAUCGUAGCUGAAACUCAUGAUGAAUCCAUGCACACCAAGCGACAGCUUGAAGAUGCCGAUGUGUCCGAACAGCCUGCCAGUCAGAAGCCCCGUGUCGAAGAACACGAGACCCUGUCUGUCGAGAUGGCUUCCUCGUCAGCGCCCUUGACUGCCGCUGAAUCUCAGCAGUUGCAGAAGUUGCUGGCGAAGGCCAAGUCGGCUGCCUUGCCCUCUGGCAGCACUUUGAGCUUUCCACGUGUUGAGCCGACCUAUGAUCCAGCCACUGGAUUGGUGUGCCACCAUGAGUUUGGCCUGUGUGAGAAUGUUUGGGAUGCCGCUGAGCUCUGGGAGGAGUCAGAGCCUGAGAUCUAUGGAGCCAUGAGUGAUGCUGCCAAACGCCGUGAAGCUGAUGAGCGCCCUCCGGCUGAGCAUCACCCCAAGCGAGUCACCAUGGCCACCGGCCGCAACUCUACCGGAGAGUCUGUGAUGUAUGCCCCCACCAGGGUUGCUAUGCCAUAUCCCUCCGGCACCACGGAGGACCAGUUGCCAGUGCAUCACUUGCCGGCGUUUCCUGACGGCAUCUCCGAUGUGGAGACCUGGGGUCGCACCAUGAUUGCGUUCGGGAUGUUUGACAAGACCAAGACCUCCUAUAUGGCUCUGGUGACGUCAUCGGAUGAGCGCAAGAUUUCUUAUGUGAAGUGGUGCCGAUCUCGCAAGAAUGCCAAGGGACAGCUUAAGGAUCUUUGUGAUUUUCUCAUGCACUACUUUGCUGAUGAGUCUGGAAACCAAACUGGCAUGAUGAUUCCGGGCACCAAUCAGACCCGAGUGUUGCGAGAGAAAAGGGAAGCCGCCCGUAUGUUGGACACUGGGUUGUCCAAAG